AUGUUUUGCGUGCGAUCUUUCAAAAACGUCGGUAAAGCACGGAACAUCAGCAACAGCCGAAACUUCUCCAAGAGCAGCAUCCAAGCGGGCUCUCACCAAUUAGUUAAAAAUUUACCGUACGAUCGAUCGAAGAUAUAUUCAGUGAUAGUCGAUGUAAAGUCGUACCCUGAAUUCAUACCCUACUGUCUCUCAACAAGAAUCAUCGAACCGACCACCGGCCAGGAUCAGACUCAGGUCAAUUUGGCCGCUAGUCAAGAAUCGCAAAACGCAUUCAAGAAGCAUGAAUUUGAAGUCUUCACUCGGAUCGGCUACAAGGGAUUCGAAACUGAUUACCAUAGCCGGGUUGUCUGCCAACCAUUCGACUUGGUACAGGUCAUUGCAAAGCCUUCAACGACCUUCACGAACCUAACUACCACCUGGAAACUCUGUGAACCUGCAUCCUCAACCGGAGCAUCAUCAUCAUCGGAUGGACUCACUCUAGUCCAAUUAGACCUCUCUUUCAAGUUCAAGAACCCGAUCCAUGAGUACUUACUGACUGACGAGCUGAUUUGGAAGAAAUUUAGUGGUCUUGUCAUCAAAUCAUUCGAAGAUCGCUUGGCUUCUCUCUAA
Molecule: messenger RNA, 609 nt
Organism: Puccinia triticina
Lineage: Eukaryota; Fungi; Basidiomycota; Pucciniomycetes; Pucciniales; Pucciniaceae
Exons: 3
Coding region: 1-609 (202 amino acids)
Biological process (GO): ubiquinone biosynthetic process; cellular respiration
Cellular component (GO): mitochondrion
Molecular function (GO): ubiquinone binding
Source: RefSeq, a predicted model, not a curated record